Camellia sinensis is the source of this 1253-nucleotide messenger RNA. Lineage: Eukaryota; Viridiplantae; Streptophyta; Magnoliopsida; Ericales; Theaceae. The record is from RefSeq and is a predicted model, not a curated record.
AUUAGCAAAAUUUUCUAUUAUUUUAUAGUUUCAAUGGGGUUGAUUUUCUGUCGAAAAUGCGGGGGAAGACUGUGAUGUUUGUGGGCGACUCUCUGGGAAGGAACCAAUGGGAGUCGUUGAUUUGUAUGACUUCAGCUGCGGUGCCUCAAUCACGGAUGCAAAUGAUGAAAGGAGAUCCUCUCUCAACCUUCAAGUUCUUGGACUACGGUGUAGCCGUGUCGUUCUACAGAUCUCCCUAUCUGGUGGACAUUGAUGUAGGGGAAGGGAAGAGGGUUCUAAAGUUGGAUGAUAUAUCAGAGAAUGGGAACACGUGGAGGGGUGCAGAUGUGCUGUCAUUUAACACCGGUCACUGGUGGAGCCACAAAGGAUCACUCCAAGGGUGGGACUACAUGCAAUCAGGAGGAUCAUAUUAUGAAGACAUGGAUCGUUUGGUUGCUUUGGAGAGGGGUCUGAGAACAUGGGCCAGAUGGGUUGACACCAAUGUUGACACAAGUAGAACAACACUCUUCUUCCAAUCCAUCUCUCCUACCCACUACAACCCAAUGGAAUGGAAUGCCCGGACAUCAACAAAGAGCUGUUAUGGGGAGACCGUGCCGAUGAGUGGCGACAUAACCUACCCAGGGGGAUACCUAGAUCAAAUAAAGGUGGUUGACUCGGUACUAAGUGAAAUGAACAGCAUGGUACAUAUGCUCGACAUAACAACGUUGUCGGCAAUGAGGAAAGACGCGCAUCCCUCCAUCUACAGUGGUGAUUUGAACCCCGAACAACGAGCUAACCCUGACCACUCUGCUGACUGUAGCCACUGGUGUCUUCCUGGUGUGCCCGAUACUUGGAACGUAUUGUUCUACACGGCUUUGUUCUUCUAACAAUUUUAGUAGUAUCUUCUAUAGGAAUAUGCCCCCGGAGAUGGUGCUAGUUUUUAUAGCUAUUGAUGUAUGAAAAAGUCAAGAAAUACAGGAAUCGAUCACGGAAAUGGACACAACACUCUCACACGAGGUGGAUUCCACUCCAAUGUGAGAGGAUUGUGUUCGGUUCUGUGAUUGGUUUCUGUGCGAGUAGAAAAACUAUUGAUGUACACCCAUAUAGCCUUAGGAUUGGAUGCAAAUUGCUCCUUUAGAUAUCACUCUUGUAAAAUAGUGGCAUUUGGGAAUUGGGAUGUUUAUUAUUUGUUAGGGGAAAUAAGGCAACUUAAUUCCUUGACUCAAAUCUUAAAAUAUUACUAAUGAAUCAUCUUUCUGUCCUUUCUUCCUUAA